GUGAUUCUCACAAAGUUCCUAGAGAGUGCUCCAAAGCAAGAGCGGAUAGUACAGACAUUUCCCACAGGAAACGAUUCUGAUGAUGAUGAUGAUGAGUUUGAUCUUAUUGAGUUCAGUAGUACUGAUGAUGACAGUGAGAGCUCAGAGAGUUCAGUUGUCACA
This is a messenger RNA of Podarcis lilfordi (Lilford's wall lizard), 162 nucleotides long. Lineage: Eukaryota; Metazoa; Chordata; Lepidosauria; Squamata; Lacertidae. The record is from the annotation of a GenBank genome assembly.